AUGCAAUGUUCUGGCGCGUGUCUUCCUUGUCCUUCCUUUUUUUUCCCGUCGCGUUCUGUGUCAAAAAGCGCGAAUACUAUACAUGGCGAGUUUUGGCGCCAGGUCAAGCUUCUAGAUCCUGACGCUCUCCGAAAAAAACGAUCUGGCCUGCCGAAAGUCGGAGGGAUGAUCGGUCGCAGUAUCCCUCUAAUACCAAUCACCCAUUGGAACGAUGAGAUAGAUCUUCGGAGAGCAAGGCACACAUACAAUCUAAGACACGAUUCUUUCGCGCCGAAAUAUCCGCUCCGAGUCGUACCUGAAGACCACGAACGUUUAGACGAUACCCCCGACAUCGCCCCCCUCUUUCCUGCACUGACAUGGAUGAUGAGCUUGGCUUAUGGAGGAGAAGAUGGAUCAGUAGCUUGGAUCAACUACCCUUCGGUACCGAGCCACAGACUGUUGAGCACGAGCCAGUCCCCGGAACUACACCCAAUCAUCGUCAACGAGCGAAAAAAUAUCAUCCCUUGA
Messenger RNA from Guyanagaster necrorhizus, 507 nucleotides. RefSeq lists its product as uncharacterized. The transcript has 4 exons. Lineage: Eukaryota; Fungi; Basidiomycota; Agaricomycetes; Agaricales; Physalacriaceae. The record is from RefSeq and is a predicted model, not a curated record. The coding region runs from base 1 to 507 and encodes 168 amino acids.